AUAUAAGUGCAGUAAAUAAAAAAGAAGGUGGAAAUCCUCUGGGAGAGAAAAAAUGUCGUCGGAUUCAGAGUCCUUCAAACCCUACAGGCUAUCCCAAACCCUAAGCGGGCACAAGCGAGCAAUCUCCGCCGUGAAAUUCUCCUCGAACGGGCGGCUCCUGGCCUCGUCCUCGGCCGACAAGACUCUCCGGACGUACGGGUUCACGAACUCGGACUCGGACUCGGACAGCCUCUCCCUGUCCCCGAUGCAGGAGUACUCCGGGCACGAGCAGGGCGUCUCGGACCUGGCCUUCUCCUCGGACUCCCGGUUCCUGGUCUCCGCCUCGGACGACAAGACCCUCCGCCUCUGGGACGUUCCCACGGGGUCCCUGAUCAAGACGCUCCAGGGCCACACCAACUACGUCUUCUGCGUCAACUUCAACCCCCAGUCCAACGUCAUCGUCUCUGGCUCCUUCGACGAGACCGUUAGGGUUUGGGACGUUAAGUCCGGCAAGUGCCUUAAGGUCCUCCCCGCCCACUCCGACCCCGUCACCGCCGUCGACUUCAACCGUGACGGCUCCCUCAUCGUCUCCAGCAGCUACGACGGCCUCUGUCGCAUCUGGGACGCCUCCACCGGCCACUGCAUGAAGACCCUCAUCGACGACGAGAACCCUCCCGUUUCCUUUGUCAAGUUUUCCCCCAACGCCAAGUUCAUUCUCGUUGGCACGUUGGACAACACUAUGAGGCUUUGGAACUAUUCAACUGGGAAGUUUCUAAAGACUUACACCGGUCAUGUUAAUUCAAAAUAUUGCAUUUCAUCCACAUUUUCUAUAACAAAUGGGAAGUACGUUGUUGGCGGUUCAGAAGAUAAUUGUAUAUACUUGUGGGAACUGCAGUCAAGGAAAAUAGUACAGAAAUUAGAAGGACAUUCUGAUACUGUUGUUUCUGUGUCAUGUCAUCCUACAGAGAACAUGAUUGCCUCUGGUGCACUUGGCAAUGACAAAACCGUGAAGAUCUGGACUCAACAGAAAGACUGAUUCAAUUUGGAACAAAUGGAUUUUGUCGAAGUUGAGUUUGGGGCAAGUGACUUGUGAUGAAACCUUUAACUCACUUUGUAGUUCAGAACUUUGGUUGAAAAACUUUGUAGCUUCCCCAGUGGAGAACACUAUUUUAUAGUCACUGAUAGGUUCCACUUUUGAGAUGCUGGAACGUGGGUUUGGGAACACAUAUUUUAUGCAUUUCGUUUUUUCAACCUUAGUAUCUUGGCUAGCAGGUUUUGCUUUUUAGUUACUGUCAUUAGUCAUUAAUAUGAAUUCCAAAAUUCCUGGACAUGUACUUAUCUUGUUUGAUAAAUAUAUCAGAAGAUAAAUUUCGAAGACUAAAA
This is a messenger RNA of Cajanus cajan (pigeon pea), 1362 nucleotides long. RefSeq names its product Transducin/WD40 repeat-like superfamily protein (gene WDR5A). The record is from RefSeq and is a predicted model, not a curated record. Gene Ontology annotation, cellular component: Set1C/COMPASS complex. Gene Ontology annotation, molecular function: histone binding. Lineage: Eukaryota; Viridiplantae; Streptophyta; Magnoliopsida; Fabales; Fabaceae.